AUGCCGAAAUUCCAAGUAGGCUGGUAUCGGUUCGUGCCAUUCCUAGGAUACCACCAUGUCUUGAUGAUCUUGAUUGCAGUCGCCAUCAUCCUUUUAUCUCUACUUUUGGCAGGCUGCUCGUCAUCAUCACCUCUGAUCCCCGACAUCUUCCUCUUGUCGCUGUACUAUGACCAUUACACGGCAGUUCCUUCUACAGCCCAAGUUGAUUACAACGUCCACACCGCUAUUGAGAACAUUGCUGGUGACGCCCGCCUUGCCUGCCGCGUUGGAUACUUUGGUAUCUGCAUCAGCCCGGAUGGAGGCAGUUGGCUUUGCAGCAACAAUGCCACCGCUCUCGCCAACGAGGUGUCGGUCGAUCAGGACCCUCUGAACCUGAUUUGGCUUGCCGCUCAGUUCAAGGAUAUGAUUGUCUUCCCCUAUCUCAUCAUCAUUGCCAUCAUCUUCGCCUUCGUCUGCUUCCUUCUGCUCGCCACCUUCCCGGGUUGGCACGAGGAGGAGGACUCCGAGGGUUCCGACCGCGAAGUCAAGCCCUUCCCCUCGCGUCCCGUUUCCCAGAUUUCGCUGGCCAUCAUCUUCAUCGCCUCCAUCUUCGUGCUGGUUUCUGUGCUAUGGCAGCACACCGCAUCCGUCGCCGCGUCGAUCAUCGCCCAAGACUUCGGUAACGGCGCUGUCCGCUCUGGUGUCGGUACUUCCGCCAUGGUCCUCGGUUGGUUCAGCUUCACCUUGCUCAUCAUCGUCACCAUCGGCUUGUUGGUCAUGAUUCUCAGCAUUCGCGUUCUGAGCCAGAUGGUUGACUAA
Molecule: messenger RNA, 798 nt
Organism: Colletotrichum abscissum
Lineage: Eukaryota; Fungi; Ascomycota; Sordariomycetes; Glomerellales; Glomerellaceae
Exons: 4
Coding region: 1-798 (265 amino acids)
Biological process (GO): conjugation with cellular fusion
Cellular component (GO): mating projection tip; membrane
Source: RefSeq, a predicted model, not a curated record